AUGGCAUUGACCGAGAUUUCGCGCAACAAAACCUUUGGCGGCUACCUUAUCAAGUACCAGCACACGUCUGACCAGCUGCAAUGCGACAUGAAGUUCAAUGUGUUCUUACCAAAGGUUGCUGUUGAGGAAGGCAAGGACGUCCCCGGCAUUUACUUUUUGUCUGGUUUGACUUGUACCGAGGAUAACUUUAUGCAAAAGAGUGGUGCCAUUGCUGAAGCUGCCAAGCAUGAAGUUGCUCUCAUUGCACCUGACACGUCGCCUCGUGGUGUCGAGAUUGAAGGCGAUCGUGACUCUUGGGACUUUGGUGUUGGUGCCGGCUUUUACGUGGAUGCUACCGAGGCCAAAUGGGCAAAGCACUAUCGCAUGUAUUCCUAUAUCGUUCAUGAAUUGCCUGAGCUUGUUCAUAACCAAUUGGCUGUGGAUGGUUCACGUGUAUCUAUCAUGGGUCAUUCCAUGGGUGGUCAUGGUGCCUUGACAAUCUUCAUUAAGAACCCUACCAAGUAUAAGACCGUAUCAGCAUUCUCUCCUGUUGCCAAUCCCAUCAAUUGCCCUUGGGGUCAAAAGGCCUUUUCCAACUAUCUCGGUGCUGAUCAAGAAUCAUGGAAGCAAUAUGAUACUGUCGAGCUUAUCAAGUCCCAUAUGAACGAGAAAAUGGAUGUUUUGGUUGAUGUGGGCACUGCUGAUGGGUUCUUGGAGAAUCAGCUCAAGGUCAAGACAUUGCAAGAUGUGGUUCAUGAGUUGGGCCGUGACACUGAAUGGAAUAUUCGUCUUCAAGAUGGCUAUGAUCACAGCUACUACUUCAUCUCUAGCUUUAUUGCCGAUCACAUUAAUCAUCAUGUAAAGGCUUUGAAGGCGUGA
Molecule: messenger RNA, 858 nt
Organism: Lichtheimia ornata
Lineage: Eukaryota; Fungi; Mucoromycota; Mucoromycetes; Mucorales; Lichtheimiaceae
Product: S-formylglutathione hydrolase
Exons: 5
Coding region: 1-858 (285 amino acids)
Biological process (GO): formaldehyde catabolic process
Cellular component (GO): cytosol
Molecular function (GO): S-formylglutathione hydrolase activity
Source: RefSeq, a predicted model, not a curated record